This is a messenger RNA of Daldinia decipiens, 462 nucleotides long. RefSeq lists its product as uncharacterized. The coding region runs from base 1 to 462 and encodes 153 amino acids. The record is from RefSeq and is a predicted model, not a curated record. The transcript has 2 exons. Gene Ontology annotation, cellular component: plasma membrane. Lineage: Eukaryota; Fungi; Ascomycota; Sordariomycetes; Xylariales; Hypoxylaceae.
AUGAGAGUCCAACUGAACCAAAUAUCCAUCGCCCUGGCGUUAUUCGGGUUCGCAUCAGCUGUUCGAGGACCUCUCGAGUACGUGGGCUGUUUCGACUCGCCGACAAAUGUAGAAUUUAGUCGCACCUACAUAUAUCAAUCAGUUGGUUUCUGUGCGGAUUGGUGCGAAUCCAAUAACCAGCCCGUAAUAGCUCUGACAAACGGCACCAAUUGCUUAUGCAGUCAAGCAGUCCCUUCUUUUGAAGCCGUGUCAGAUUCAUUCUGCAACAGAGCUUGUUCGGGAUAUGCGCAGGAGAUGUGCGGUGGCCGAGGUUACUUUUCAAUCUAUUACAGUGCGCAGCCAGACGAGCCCAACCAGGAGACCUUGACGCAAAGCAUCGAGCCGGCCGAGACAGGUGUAGCACUCCCAGCAGUCUCAAUUGAGAACCAGCCCGCUCCGUUGGCAGGUUCAUACAAUCUAUAG